Melopsittacus undulatus (budgerigar) is the source of this 1800-nucleotide messenger RNA. It is a transcript of the gene EPS8L3, whose product is annotated as EPS8 signaling adaptor L3. Gene Ontology annotation, cellular component: ruffle membrane; vesicle; plasma membrane. Gene Ontology annotation, molecular function: actin binding. The transcript has 18 exons. Lineage: Eukaryota; Metazoa; Chordata; Aves; Psittaciformes; Psittaculidae. The coding region runs from base 1 to 1800 and encodes 599 amino acids. The record is from RefSeq and is a predicted model, not a curated record. Gene Ontology annotation, biological process: regulation of Rho protein signal transduction; Rho protein signal transduction; positive regulation of ruffle assembly.
AUGGGAGACCCCUUGGGCGGCCGGAGCAGCCCCGCGGGGCCGGACCAGGACGGGAGUUCCCCCGUGCGCAUCUCCAACAGCUUCACCCGCCCCACCGGGAAAAGCAUCUACAACCAGCGCAAGGGCUACGGCCAGAGCCUGCUCCAGCCCCAGAGCCGCUUCCAGCACCGGGUGGAGCACCUGCUGACUGCGCGGCUGGAGCGGGACCUGCGCAGCGCUGGGGACUGCGUUGAGCGGCUGCGGGCGCUGGAGGCGCAGGGCAGGCUCUGGGCGCAGGACCUCAUCCUGCUCGUCCGGGACCAGCGGCUGGUGCUGAGCGACGUGGAGAGCAAGGAGGAGCUGGAUGCCUACGGCCUGGGCAGCAUCCAGGGAUGCGCUGUGGCCGCUCCGGGCAUCGGCAGCGCCGGCUCCGUGCUCGCCAUCACCGUGCGGGACCGGAGCCCCCCCGGCACCAGCGUCCUGCUCUUCCAAUGCAGCCCCACGGGGGCAGAGGCUCUGAGGAGCAGCCUGGAGGAGCUGGUGAAGCAGUGCAAGGAGGAGCAGAGCAGCCCCCAUGGGCACAGGAGCAGCCAAACCCCCCCGUAUGCACAGGGCCCCCCCCCGGCCCCAGAGCAAUGGGCAGAGCCCCCUGAGCACGAUGCUCUCAUGUCCAAGCAGCACGGGCUGGACCACGGGCUGAUGGGCACCCAGCCCCCCCCAUGGACCAGCCCCUCGAGCCCGCUGAUGUCCGAGGUGGACCGGGAUGCUGAGGUUCUGAACCAUGUGCUGAGCGACCUGGAGCUCUUCAUAACGCGGGUGCAGGCGGCGCUGGGCAUGGACGGCAUCCCCGACCUGAGGAAGAGGAAGAAGAAGAAGAAGAACAAAGCCCUGCCCCCCGUGAGUGACUACAGAGACUUCUUCCAGAAGGUGAAAUACGCCCUUAACCUCCUGGCUCGGACCCGGCAGCACCUGCAGGAGCCGGACCCACAGGAGCUGCUCGGGCUCCUCUUCAGCGCCCUCUCCUUUGUCCUGGCCCAUUGCCCUGAUCCCGGCCUGGCCCCAUCGGUGGAGGCUCCGCUGCUGCUGCCCGAAGCCAUAGAGCUGCUGGAGGGGAGCCUGGAUCGGGAUAACUUCCACACCUGGAAGAGCCUGGGCACGGCCUGGACCAGCACCAGGGCUGAGCACCCCAACAGCGCCCUGGUGCCCCGCUACAUCCCCGUGUUCUCGGACGGGUGGAUGCCCCCCCCCAUGGAGCAGGUGCAGCAUGGACGGGACCAGGACACCCCAUUGCCUGCAUCCGAGGCCCCAUCGCCCGCCCCACAUGCGCCCUUCUCCCUGCUCAACGCAGAGCCACCGGGUGCCCCCCACAGGGACAAUCCUGCCCCAGCGGCCCCCCCCGCCGGGCAGGGGUUGGUCCGAGCCCUGUAUGGGUUCCAGGGCAGGAACCCGCAGGAGCUCAGCAUCAGGAUGGGGGACACGCUGCAGGUCCUGGACCGGCAGAGGAGGUGGUGGUUGGUGCGGGACCACCGGGGGGGGCAGGGCUUUGUCCCCAGCAACAUCCUGGAGCCCCUAUGGGGGGGGCACGGGCAGAGCAGCCCCCCCAGCCUGAACCCCGACUCCCCCCCCCCCGAGGUCACGGCCUGGCUGCAGGACAGGGGCUUCUCCCGGAUCACCGUUCGCUGCCUGGGGACGCUGUCGGGGCAGCAGCUCCUGCGCAUGCGCGCUGCCGACCUCCGCUCCGUCUGCCCCGAGGAGUGGCGGCGGCUCCACGUGAAGCUGUGCGCGGCGCGCGCGGGGCUGGGGCUGGACCCCGUGGACUGA